Messenger RNA from Dibothriocephalus latus, 285 nucleotides. Lineage: Eukaryota; Metazoa; Platyhelminthes; Cestoda; Diphyllobothriidea; Diphyllobothriidae. The record is from the annotation of a GenBank genome assembly.
CCAGCCAGCAUCUUCGUUUAAGUCAUCUUCGUUCACCCCUCUCCGUCUACUUUUUUGACAGUCGGACCGUCCGAAUCGGAUGCAAAUCGCGUAUUUACCUCUCCUCAGUGCGUGGUGGUGGCGUGGAGUUGGUGAGCUUCGACAUGCGCCACAACCAUCUUGUCUCUGUGCAGACGGCUCGCCUCUACUGUCAGAAUCGGCGACUACCUCCCGAGGCCCUGCAGGAAGCCGCCGGUCUUAUUGCCAAAAAUAUUGGUAAUUUCGCCCUCUGGCGGUAUCUCCGAG